Messenger RNA from Nipponia nippon (crested ibis), 1448 nucleotides. Lineage: Eukaryota; Metazoa; Chordata; Aves; Pelecaniformes; Threskiornithidae. The record is from RefSeq and is a predicted model, not a curated record.
AUGCCGGGUAGACUCUCAGAAAUGCCAUCCUUAGUGCGGAUACAGACAACCAGUUCCAUCAAGGCACAGCCAGCCACAGAUUCAUAUACUACAGAAACGAAGAAAGAUUAUGGACUGAAUUCACCUACCUGUGACAACAUCACCCUAGGAGACCUCCUGGCUCUGCCAAGGAGUGACUGCAUAGCAGCAGAACAACUGUGCCUCUCGGACUCUACCUGCAAUGCCACCUACAGGAUCCUGGAACAUUGUGCCCUGGCUAAGACUCACAUCCUUCCGCUGGAUCACGACAGCAGGGUCAGAUGUCUGAAUGCAGAGCUAGACCUCGGAAACAGCUCUUUGCUGCACUGCAGGUGUCACCGGCGCAUGAAGAGGCAGGAGCACUGCUUACGCGUUUUCUGGACCGUUCACUCCAGCAUGGCAGAUGGUUAUUUCAAUCUGGAGACCUCUCCCUAUGAGAAUCCUGCAAAUGAAGAACACUGGAAGACAGAUUAUAAUAAACUGGCAGCUCUGUUAUCAGGCUCACAGUUAGCAGGAGAUGCAACAAAUCCAUGCCUGAAAGCAACUCAUGUCUGCAAUCUGAGCAAGAAGUGUGUUCGUCUGCGCACAGACUACGCCUCGAUCUGCACCAAGGGAGCAGGAAGCGAGGACACGUGUGACCGUCGCAAAUGCCACAGAGGGCUAAGGAAUUUCUUUGAGAAAGUCCCUGAGGAAUUCACCAAAAGGAUCCUAUUCUGUCCGUGUCAAGAUGAACUUUGUGGAGAACGACGCCGGAAAACUAUUGUUCCCGAUUGUUCCUUCCAGUAUAACACGAAACCCAAUUGCCUCUGGCUUCUGGACUUCUGCUUAGAAGACCACAUCUGCAAAUCCCGACUGGCUGACUUCCAACAAAAUUGUCAACCUGCAGACAUGUCUCCAGAUGGUUGCUCUCAGCACAGCCAUGCUGCAUGCCUGCAGGCUUACAUGGGGAUGAUUGGCACGCCCAUGACACCCAACUACGUCAGUAACUCCAGUGUGGAGGUCUCCCUGUGGUGUACAUGCGAGAGCAGCGGCAACCAGAAGGAGAAGUGUGACCAGAUACUCGGCAUGUUUGAGAGCAACAAAUGCCUUGAAAAUGCCAUUUGGUCUCAAAUGCACCUCAAGCAGACAGCUCCAGAAAGACAGGAGGACUUAUUUUAUUCGUCUUCCCUAAGCUUCCAAGGAGACAGUGCCAGCACAUCUCUUGCUUCAGAAAUGUCCCAGGUGGCUGAAGGGAAGACACAGCGAGACAUCUCCAAACACAGCAGUAUGCCUAUGGCCUCCUCUGUAUAUUCUGGAGCUGCUAUUUCUUGGCCGUCUCUGGCUCUGUUCCUGCCCCUAUUGCUGAGCCCACGUUAAUUUGGCAUAAAUGUCAUCUUUCCUUCCCAUAUUAUUAACCUUAUUCCAUAUCCAGGCACCUUCCAUUACUGAUU